ACUGACAGCUUUUAGGUAGGUUCAAGUAAGCAGGUGGUGUGAAAAGUAAAGAUGAAGAUACUGGAGAGAGGACACUGGGCCAGUAAGGCGGAGUUUCUCUUGGCUGUAGCGGGGAAUGUUGUCGGCCUGGGCAAUGUGUGGAGAUUUCCUUACCUCUGCUACAAAUACGGAGGAGGUGCAUUCUUGGUGCCAUAUCUUUUAUUUGUGGUGACCUGUGGUGUACCCCUGUUCCUGUUGGAAACCACUACUGGUCAGUACACACAGGAGGGGGCCAUCACCUGCUGGAGGAAGCUUUGCCCGCUGGCAGAAGACCCAUCCGAGAUGAGGGUGACGUCACAGUCUUCACAUCGGCCGGACACAGCGGGAUUGGACGAAGACACGCGACGCGGCUACGCGGUCUCCAUUCACGCCUGGAAGCCACAUGCCGGCCGACAGGUGCAGACACUGGAAGACUCGAAGGCGAAACUCUCCAGCAGUCCCAACUCCAGCAUCCCACCGGCUCCGGAACACCGGCCACGAAGACCCCGGCAGAGGGCGACGAGGACGCACCGACACCACAGCGUGUCUCGAGGAGAGGAAUCGCCCGUAAACACCGGUGAUCCAGCAUGGCGGUCCGCAGGAGCAAAACCCGUCUGCGCCUCACUUGGACGCCGAAUCGAAUGCCUCGUUUCAUCCGCCUCUUCCUCCUGCCCGGAGCUCGAAACAGCAGCAGGCACUCGGAAUUUGGCUGAGUUCAACAUCAUCCUGCCAAAGAAACCUUGUCGGAAUAACGUCUUUCUUCUUAUCCUGUCAGAUAACUGUGUAGACAUUUCAAGUCCAAAUAACACCUUCAAAUGGACAAACCAGACCAAUGCAACCUCCGCGGCCACAGAAUUCUGGGAGCGACGAGUGUUGGCUCUGUCAGGAGGCAUUGAGGACAUCGGUGGCAUCAGGUGGGAGGUGCUGUUGUGCCUAAUUGCUCUGUGGAUCAUCUGUUACUUUUGUGUCUGGAAAGGGGUCAGGUCAACAGGAAAGGUGGUUUAUUUCACUGCUACAUUACCAUAUGUAAUGUUGUUCACCCUGUUGAUCCGUGGACUCUCACUUCCUGGGGCUCUUGAGGGAGUGAAGUUUUAUCUUCUACCUGAACCAUCACAUCUCACAGAUCCUCAGGUUUGGAUGGAGGCUGGAGCUCAGAUCUUCUUCUCAUACAGUGUGGGUGUGGGUACUUUAGCUGUGCUUGGCAGCUACAAUACCUACAACAACAACUGCUACAGAGACUGUCUGUGGCUGUGUUUGCUGAAUAGUGGUACCAGUGUGGUCGCUGGAUUUGCAGUCUUCUCUGUGUUGGGAUUCAUGGCUCAUGAACAGGGUGUUCCCAUUGCACGAGUGGCAGAAUCAGGUCCAGGCCUGGCGUUCAUUGCAUACCCCCAGGCUGUAGCCAUGAUGCCUGUCCCUCAACUUUGGUCUGUCUGUUUCUUUUUCUUGCUCAUUCUCUUGGGUCUGGACACACAUUUUGUUGUAAUGGAAGUGGUGAUGACCUCCAUCACAGACAUGUUUCCCAGAAUAAUGCGCAGGGCAGGGCGGCGGGAACGUUUCCUUGUCCUUUUCUGCCUCAUAUGCUUCUUCUCUCAGCUCAUCAUGAUCACUGAGGGAGGAAUGUAUGUGUUCCAGUUGCUUGACUACUAUGCCUGUAAUGGAGCCUGCAUCUUCUUUCUGUGUGUGUUUGAAUGUUUGGCACUGGGCUGGGUAUUUGGUACAGAGCGAAUUUGUGUCAUCAUAAAGGACAUGACGGGGCUGCACCCAAAUCCAUUCUUUAAAAUCUGCUGGCGUUACCUCACACCCCUGGUUUCACUGGGUACAUUUAUAUGUUCCUUAAUUAAGUACCAGCCUCUGACCUUUAAUCGCUGGUACGUGUAUCCAACAUGGGCCUACGUCCUGGGCUGGGUACUGGCACUCUCCUCCAUCCUGUGUGUGCCGGGAUUGGCUGUCUAUAAACUGUGUACUGAGAGUGCAACCCUGAGUCAGCGUUUCCGUGUGCUGUGCCAGCCUGACCGCUCACUGAGCCAAAAGGAAGAAGCCGAGCUGGAGCAAAUGACAGGAGAAACUUUGAACAAGCGCAUCAUCAUUAGGUGA
Molecule: messenger RNA, 2112 nt
Organism: Thalassophryne amazonica
Lineage: Eukaryota; Metazoa; Chordata; Actinopteri; Batrachoidiformes; Batrachoididae
Product: sodium- and chloride-dependent GABA transporter 2-like
Biological process (GO): sodium ion transmembrane transport
Cellular component (GO): membrane
Source: RefSeq, a predicted model, not a curated record